AUGGGUGGUAAGAUAUCACAACGCGGCGGCGCGCCAUUGUUUUCGCGCUUUCCCGCCGCAUCGGCGCUCAUCUUCCUCCUCGCAUGCUGCCGCGUGUCGCCGACCCGCGGCUCGGCGUUCAAAGUCACCGACGCGUACAGCCCCGCGUGCGGAAAGAUCAUGACCGAGCCGCCUGCGGGGGGCUUUAAGCGGUGGAGCGACUGGAGGACGUGGGGCGCUUCCGCGAAAGUUCGCGGCGUGCCCGGUACCGGGGCGCGCAGAUGGGCUGACGUCAUGAUUCCGUGCGGAAAGGCUGUGCUGCUGGAUGUACCCGAUAUAAGCGUCGGAAAGCUGAGAAUCAGAGGCUGGCUGAAGAUAGCCGAUGACCCGUCUCUCCCUAAAAUCCACGUGCGUGCGGCGUACAUAAUGGUGUUCGGGCGCCUCACGGCGGGCGAGCCGGAUAAGCACUUCUCGAACCGCGUCACGUUCAUGCUCUUCCAGAAUUUCAAGCAGUCGCGCGCGUCGUACGCCCUUCAGUUUUACAAGCCGUCGGAUCCUAACAACCCCCGGGAUCUGGGCCACAAGACGUUCGCCGUGGUAAGAAGUGGUGGGCUGGCAGGUGGAGCUGUACGGCAUUUCUCAAACCCCUCCCCCUAUUUCUCAACCCCCUCCCCCCAUUUCUCAACACUAACCCCUCACCCAUCCCCACAACCGACCCCCCCAUUUCCCCCCCUUCCCCCGCCGCCCCUCCACUCCUGGUCCGCGCAGGUGGGCGGACAGGUGGCUCUCUACGGCAUGCCAGGCGGCAGUAACACGCCGUCGUGGGUGGGCGGACAGGUGGCUCUCUACGGCAUGCCGGGCGGCGGCAACACGCCGUUGUGGGUGGGCGGGCAGGUGGCUCUCUAUGGCAUGCCGGGCGGCAGCAGCACGCCGUCGUGGGUGCGCCUCACCGAAACGGCGGACGCGGGCGACCGUGCGAUCUACGUGAACGCGGACGUGACGCGCUGGGCGCAGGGGAUGACCGUCGCGCUGGCGUCCACGUCAGCAAAUCUGAACGACGCGGAGCACCACGUCAUCACGUCCGUGUCGGUCGUCACGCCUGCGUCUAGACCAGGAAAGAGCGACGGGCGGUACAAAAUCAAUCUAAAGACAGCGCUUAAGAAGCGGCACGACGGCGUGAAGAUUUCGGACGGAGUGGGAGGGACGGUGGGGAUUUACGGGGAAGUCGCGCUGUUGGAUCGGCACAUCGUGAUCACGGGCAGCGACGAGCCCGCUCCCUAUCAAUACGACGGUGGCAACUUCAUGGUUUAUAUGACGCCUACAGCCCAAAAAAUCGUGGGUGUUCACUCGCCACACCCUUCAGCCUCCUCUGGCUGCCCCUCCCUCCUCUAUGUGUGUUGUGAGUCGACUCAAAACACACCUCUGUGCUCCAUUUCCUAUCCAUGCUCCCGUUGCGCCCUCUCCGAUCCCCUUCCUUUUCCCCCUUCCCUCUCCCUGAUCCCCUUCCCUCUCUCUGCUCCCCUUUCUUCCUCUCCCUCCCCCUCCCCCCUCUCCGCUUUUGUGUUCUGGCUAGAGGCAAACCCAUACAUGAGGGGACUCUCAAAGCUCCUACCAAACAUUGGCUCAACAGUGCCCUUCUAUUACAACUGGGGCACGUGGGACGGCAACCACGCCCACUCCAAUGCCCUCUUCGGCUUCCGCACCUACCCGCACGGGUCACGGCCGCACUACCCGUCUCCCACCAAGAACCCCCGCGUCUCCCUUAAGAACUUCCUCGUUUACCGCAACAAGGCAGGAAUGUUCUUUUUCAAUAGCGAGCGACUGAUAGUGGAGAACGGGGUGUUUCUGGACAAUGGCAUCGGCAUCGACUUGAGCCGCAAUGCCGGCGUGCAAGCAAAGGGCUGCCGCUUCAUCGGCCGCUCCUCCUCCUCCUGCUCGUCCUCCAAUGCCGUAACAACAACCACAGCGUUUGCCACCACCACCGCCACUACCCAGGAAACAUCCAACGGUUCAGAUGGCUCCAUCCCACCAGACGGAACCAUCACAGACAACAGCAGCGCUGCCGACGCAACCACCCCACCACCCGAGUCCCUUCCAGGAAAUGACACCACUGCUACCACACCUCCCAACGCUCCAGAUAAUUCUACCCUUCCAGGCAAUGGCAGCUCAGGUGGUGAUGGUGCUGCUACUACUCCUCCCAACCCACCAGACAGCUCCCUUCCCCAAGGUCCCACCACUCUGUGGCAGCCUUUCACUCUGCAGGCGUCUCUGGGACCUCUUGAUCCUUAUGCAGACGAUGGCAGCACUGACAGUAGCAGCGGCGACAGCGGCAGCAAAAGCACCACCAGCAGCGGCAAUAAGGCUUUUGAGGAUGCAGGGAUGACUGCUCCUGCCCAGGGUGCACCUAGUGGGGUGGUUGAUCCGAUGGGGCCAUCGCUGCAGGAUCAAGCCGGGACUUAUUCCGCCCCGAUUGGCAUCGCGCUGAGUCAGAGCAACCCGCAGGACCACCUCUACCCCAACUCUAUCCAGGACAGCUCCUUCCACCGCUUUGGCUCGUGUAGCAGCAGCAGCUUUGGGAUCGCUCUUGUGGCCAAUAAGGCAGGCGGAUACUGGAACACUGCCAUGUUCGUUAAGUCCUCAGGCACACCACCUCGGGGGGGUCUGGUGGCGCGCUUCUACGCCCUCCGGGACGUCGAUGGGUCCCUGCUCGGCCAGUCAGGCUAUGCCGUUGCCAACUACGACCCCAUCCUGCCGCCCUCCUCGGUCCGGUCUGCAAAGUGCGACUUCAAGAGCGCCUUUUCGGCCUAUUCCUGCACCUCCGUCUGCUACCGGACGGUCGGGCUGGAGUAUGACGAGUACGGAGCUACCAGCAGGGGGGGCGUUCUCAGGCCGUACUCUUACCUGAAGAUCACGCGAAUGGACGACGGCACCUUCUUUCACGCCUACGGAACCGACAACGACGACCCCAAACGCAAGGCUGCGAGCAGCAAGAGGCGGUUUCUCACCGCCUCGCUUCUAGCCGGGUACACGUACCGGAUACAGAUCAUUGCCGCUGACACCAACAGCGAGUUUUACCCGAGUAAAAUGCAGCUGAACGUGUUCGACUGGCAGGGGUGCACUGGGAGCGUUCGCGUGGUUAUAGACUCCCCGAAUUCGAGCAGCAAGUGGCGGGCUGACGUGCCUACAGUGCCAUGCUCUGCUGCUAACGAGAUGAAGGUUUAUAAGGAGUACGCGUGCGGGGAGGGGAAGUCGAGGCUGAGGCUAGAUAUCGGGGCGAGCAGCAGCGGCAAAGCAGCGGUUGUGAUGGACUUGAAUCAAGGCGUCAGCACCUCGUGCUCCUCAGACUCUGGUUGCUCCAGCAUCACUUCUGCUGCUCUCCCGCCCCUCUCCAUCGCGCCUCUUGUCGACAUCGAGUCGGCCUUUUCCUCCACAGACCCGUUCUUUGACCUGAGCUUCUACGCGGGCGGAGCGGAUGACCCCCACACGGUGCUCUGA
Molecule: messenger RNA, 3474 nt
Organism: Closterium sp. NIES-65
Lineage: Eukaryota; Viridiplantae; Streptophyta; Zygnematophyceae; Desmidiales; Closteriaceae
Source: the annotation of a GenBank genome assembly